AUGUUAUUUAAUUUUUUAAUAAUUUUUAUUUUAAAUUUAUUUGUUUCUUCUAAAGUUGAAAAGAAAAAUGAAAUUAAAUGUGGAAUUUCGUCUUUAAAUAAUUUUAGUAGAUUUGAUUAUUUGGUUAGUAAAAAUAAAUUUAUAAAAAAUCUUUUUAAUCUUUUUUAUACAUAA
Meloidogyne enterolobii is the source of this 174-nucleotide messenger RNA. The record is from the annotation of a GenBank genome assembly. Lineage: Eukaryota; Metazoa; Nematoda; Chromadorea; Rhabditida; Meloidogynidae.